Malaclemys terrapin pileata is the source of this 909-nucleotide messenger RNA. RefSeq lists its product as uncharacterized. The transcript has 2 exons. The record is from RefSeq and is a predicted model, not a curated record. NCBI's taxonomy places the organism in Eukaryota, Metazoa, Chordata, Testudines, Emydidae. Bases 195 to 842 code for a protein of 215 amino acids.
GCCACGUGAAAAUCAAGGAGCUGAGACAAGGCUACCACAAGACCAAAGAGGCAAACGGACGCUCCGGAUCCCAUUCCCAGACAUCCCGUUUCUACGAGGCACUGCAUUCUAUCCUAGGUGCGGCCGCCACCACUACCCCACCACUGACCGUGGACUCUGAGGAUGGGAUAUUGUCCACGGCCGGUUCCUCGGACAUGUUAGCGGACGGGGAAGAUGAGGAAGGAGAUGAGGAGGACGAGGCAGUCAACAGCGCUUACAACGCUGAUUUCCCCGACAGCCAGGAUCUCUUCAUCACCCUUACAGAGAUCCCCUACCAACCGUCCCCAGCCGUUAAACCGGACACAGAAUCUGGGGAAGGAUCAGCCACCACAUCUGCGACUGUCUCACAACCUAGCCUGGCAUCACACUCCCAGAGGCUAGCGCAGAUUAGGCGUAGGAAGAAGAGGACACGGGAGGACAUGUUCUCGGAACUUAUGGGCUGCUCCCGAGCCCAGGCAGCACAGCAGACCCAGUGGCGGGAGAACUUGUCCCAAAUGCACCGAUCACACAUGGAACGGGAGGAGAGGUGGUGGCAGGAAGACCAGCAGGCGACUCAAACGCUGCUUGGACUAAUGAGGGAGCAAACGGACACGCUCCAGCGCCUUGUGGAUGUUCUGCAGGAACGGAGGCAGGAGGACAGAGCCCCGCUGCAGUCUAUCUGUAACCGCCCUCCCCCGCCACCAAGUCCCAUUCCCCCCUCACCCAAAGUCCAAAGAAGGAGGGGCGGCAGAGUCCGUGCAAACUCUCACUCCACCCCUGCAGACUGCUCUAGUAGUAGAAGGCUCUCAUUCCCCAAAAUUUGACAAGUCCUUUCCUUCCCGCCUCACACAAGCCCCCGUCCAAGUUUCACCCCCCAGUUUCAUGUGUAGU